Messenger RNA from Calidris pugnax (ruff), 1438 nucleotides. It is a transcript of the gene ABRACL, whose product is annotated as ABRA C-terminal like. Bases 800 to 1045 code for a protein of 81 amino acids. NCBI's taxonomy places the organism in Eukaryota, Metazoa, Chordata, Aves, Charadriiformes, Scolopacidae. The transcript has 3 exons. Gene Ontology annotation, biological process: regulation of actin filament-based process. The record is from RefSeq and is a predicted model, not a curated record.
AAUUUCCAGCUAAAUAAAGUUUGGUUUUUCCGACCGCGUCCUGAAAAACCCCGCCGGCUGCCAGCAAGUGUGUUGGCAUCAGGAACGCCGGAGUUUAAUAGUUGGCCCGUCGAGUAGAUGGCAAUAUAAAGUAAAAUAUUUAAGCGUGCUUAAAAUAACCCGGAAUCCCUUCUUCCUUAAUCCUUAGGCAGCCACCGUUCUCUGAUCUCAAAAGCCCCGCAUAAUAAUGAAGUAUUAAAAAAAAAAUCCUAUAUCUUGCAAUUUAAAUUGGCUCUGUGUGUGUAUGAGGGCAAAGAAUUUUAAAUUAAGGUGAAUUUAAAGAGUUAAAGCGGAAAAACCUUUAAAGUUAAAAGGCCGUCUUUAAAGAGAAACUAAUUAUGCCAUUGUAGUGAGCCGUAUUAAAAUUGGCAGCUUGACAAAUUCUUAAUGAUGGCGUGAGCUCUUGGGUGGGUGGGUCAUGCUUUCCCCCCUGCCUUGGAACAGCAUGUUUAGUGCUCGCUUAAACAAAAUCUGAAAGUUUGCAGCAAUCAUCCUAGAGGAUGAGAACUCUGCAGCCCUGCCCUUUUUAGGCAGUUUUUCGUAGAGCCGGGACCGCGUCACCGCAUCCUCUUGCCAUGUCACCUGUUCAUAUCUGCUGUUUGAGCCAUGCGUAAGGGACGGAGCCGUGGUUUGGAUGGGGCUGAUACUGAGCUUGCUCAGUUUUGCGUGUCAAAGAGACAGAUUUUUGCAAGCGAAAAAUUUUGGGAGCUGAAAAUCAGACUCUGUUACAAAAUGAGGUUUUUUUGCCUCCUGGACCACAAUGAAUGUGGAACAUGAAAUCAACCUCUUAGUUGAGGAGAUUCGGCGGUUGGGAACCAAAAAUGCUGAUGGCCAAGUGAGCGUGAAAUUCGGUGUGCUCUUUGCUGAUGAGAAGUGUGCCAACCUCUUUGAAGCCCUGGUGGGAACUCUUAAGGCUGCAAAACGACGGAAAAUUGUCACUUAUCAAGGGGAGCUGCUUCUACAAGGCGUUCACGACAACGUCGAGAUCAUGCUGCUGCAGGACUGAGGCAGUGUUUCAGCUAUGCAUUAAUGGAAAAUUGUUUCAGACAGUGACUUGCAACCUCCUCUGAAUAAGGCUGAUCAUUGGAAGGUGUUUGGAUGUAUUUUUACAUCCAAGCAUCCAAUUUGUAUCUUUAUAGUCGAAAGGAAACUCUUCUAUAUCGGAAAACAUUCCCUUUUGUAAUUCUUCCUAAAAUGGUACUGUAUGUAAGGCAAAAGAUGCCAGAUCUUUCUCUUUUUUUUAUUUUUAAAUUUUUUUUAAUUUUUAAUCUCAGGUAAUGCUCUCAAAAGCCUGGUGGUUAUUUUCAACAUAUGAAGAAGAGGCCUGGUAAUUUAAUGUUUACAAAUCAAAGUGUGCCAUGAAAGUAUGAAAUAAAAGCACGUACUGAAAUUUAUGUAA